AUGGAGAUACAAGCGCCUGAAGGGCACAAGAAGCGGCAUGGACUUGCUCUGUUUUUCCCUGGGGGCAGCACUGGGAUGAAUGGGUUGGACCUGCGAGGAAGGGGGCGGGCGCAGCAGAGGGGAAGAAGAGGCCGCGCAGUGGGGAGAGGGUGGGCUGGAUCGGGCGCCAAAGGGGCGCUGCAGCAGCAGCUGGCUGGGCUGGAAUUGCGCGCCCGCCGACCCAAGCAGCCGCUCCAGCAGGACGGCCGUCGGCCCACUGUCACCCUGGCGCUGCGUUGCUUGGAUGGUGUGUUCCUCUCCCCCACGGAGAAUGAUUUUGUCAACAAGAUCGUCGAGGAGCUGGACCACUUUCUGCUUCAGAACCAGCUGGAGAAAGUUCUCUUGUUUCCUCCCUUGUCCAGUCGUCUCCGGUACCUGAUUCACAGAACCGUGGAUGAUGUUGACCUCUUGAGCAGCUUUUCUGUCGGGGAAGGAUGGAGGAGGAGGACUGUAGUCUGUCACUCAGCAAUAAGGUUGCCUGACGAUCAAGACGACGCCCCUAGCAAUGCCUGCAUCCCAAGCCGCCCCCCCAGUUCGAGAAGCCGAGGAGGCAGGCCCAGGGGAGGGCCGCGUCGUGGGGAAGCGCUGGCUGAUGGCUCUCAAGUUCGGAGAGGGAAUGGUCGGGGCCGGAGGAAGAAGCCAGACAGAGCUCUGUACGUUCCUAGGGUGAUGCGCAAGAAGCCCGAAGCUCGGAGAAGAGAAGAUGUGGAAGCUUUUGGAACCGAGCCGGUCGGCUUUGGGCUGAAUGAGGAUGAUGAGCCCAGAAUGUCCAGUGUCAACUCUGACAGGAAAGAAGUUCUAGAUGCCAGCCGAAUACCUAGUCACAUUGAUCCAGACUUGGAAGCUCAGAGCCCUCGAGAGACGUGUAUAAAUAAUCUGGAGGCUGGUAGUAAAAGUGGAAAGGGGCCCCUGGAGUGUCCCGUGUUGGAAUGUGCCCCACCGUCUUCGAAAGAGGAAGGCCAAAGUCAUGUCAAGGAGACCACCUCCGUGUCGGAGAGCAGCCAGAAACUGGCCCCACUGGAGAGUGAAUGUAAGGGUGGCACAGAUGCUUUGAUACCAGAGCGCUGCGAAACCUCAGGCCUACCAGAAGAGCAUGAAGAAGGAAGGCUUGGCAACACAUUGUUGGAAGGAAGUCGAUGUCCGCUUCUGCAGGAAGGCCAGAGCGAGAGCACUGCCGAGGCCGUCACUUUGGGAUUGGCCCCAAACUCACCUGUGGUGGAAGAUCAGGGGAAAAGAAGCCCGCUUUCCAUUACGCUGGAAAGCAGCAUGACUCCCACCCUACCUGAAGUCUGCAAGAGAGAGGGUACGGGCGCCAUCUUGCUGAAGGAUAGUGGCAAUCUGUUCACCUUGGAGGAUCAGAGUAACGAUUGUGUGUGUGCUGGUGGAGAGGAGUGUAGCGUCCCGCUGCUUUUGCUGGAAGAGGGUGCUGGGCAUGUUGCAGCAUCCCAACACGACCCCAGAGUCUCCGCAUUGGAAACCCAGGAUGAGAACGGCGUUGAUGCAUCCUUAGUGGACUGUAGCCAAUCUGGGCUCUCUGGGCCGAGCAUUCAGGACCAAAGUGCUCCUAUAUUGGAAGAGGACGCGUCUCCUGUCCUGGGCUCUUGCAGAGAUCCAGCUGUGAUAGAGCCUCAGAGACCGCUCUGUUUGAAUGUCUCCAUCUCGGAAAAUGGCAAAACUGACCUUGUGCUUGAAAGUCGGGAGAGAGAAGCGAUUGACCUGGGAGCUAGUGAGUGGCCUGGGCUGGUUCUGUCUGCAGGUGACAGAAGUUUGAUGAGCUCGGCAGUGGAAGAGAAGGACAGCAUCUUUGAAGAGGAUUGUGGUGCUGAACUCUUACAAGAGAUCACAAAUUAUUUGACCAUAAAGGACAUAAGCAUUGAGAAGAUCCAGUUUGACUACUCCAGCUAUGGGGAGGCACAAAUCAAUGAGGGAGAUUUUGGACAUGUGCUAGAGAUCUAUGAUUUUUCACCCUCCUUGAAAACGGAGCACCUUCUGGAGAUUUUCACAGACUUCCAAGAGAGUGGAUUUAAAGUGCAGUGGGUUGACGAUACUCAUGCUCUCGGGGUCUUCUCCAGUUUGGUAGCAGCCUCUCAAGCCUUGGAAAAGAGUUAUGAAUCCUUAAAGAUCCGGCCCUUAAUCCAUGGCACAAGACAGUCAAAAAUCAAGGCUCUUCAACGGCCAAAGCUCCUUCAACUGGCCAAAGAGAGACCCCAGACAGACACAGUGGUGGCUAGAAGGCUGGUGACCAGGGCCUUGGGACUGCAACGCAAACCCCAGCGGUACACAAACCGGGACGUACCAGAGCCAGAAAACGCAGACCCACCAGAGUAAAACAGAUUGCCUGAUAAAUGGCUUGGGGUGAUCAUCUGGACACGGUAUUAAACUGUACAGAACUGUACCAUGAUGACAAUGGGCUUCCUCUGUGCAUUUUUGGUUGUUCUUGAGAUAGUGGGGGAGUCUAUGAUGGUCGCUGGUAGCGUUAGCACCAGCAAAGGUUGACAAGUGUGAAUGCCAGGAUUCUUGUGGCUUUUCCAGGUAGCAUGCAGACAUGUUGAGGACCACAGGAGGGCACUCUAGCACAGUAAGAGAUUUUUCCUCUAAUGUUGUCAAAGUAGCAUACGCUUUUUGCGAGUUGACUGAUUUAACCAAUGUUUUUGGAACGUUCCAGAGGAAGUUUGGAAACCUCCUUCGGUUGGCAGACAUUCCUUGCUUCCUGACCCAUUAGGGUGGAAACUACAGGAUUGCCCUCUUUCUUGGGGGUAUCCCAUUUUGGGCCCCCAGAGAUGGUUGGACUACAACUCCCUUCAUCCCUUUGGCCAUUGUGUCUGGGGCAUGAUGGGAGUUGCAGUCCAACAGCAACUUGGGGACCCAAAGUUGGGCAUCCUGGCACUCUCUCAUGCCUUGAAUGUCUGGGCUUUACCACUUCUCGCUUGUAAAGUAAGGACAGGCAAGUGUGCUUUCCAGCAGAGGAGCAAUAGGGUUGUUCUCACGAUUGGCAUCGGGGCUGGAGAAGCCUCCGACCCUCAUUUGGGAGCCAUGUGUACUUCCAGUUGGCCAUCGCUAGAAUCCUGCAAGGGAGGAGGAGGAGGGGGAAAUAGUCUGCAAGGUCUGGAGGCGAGGGGAGUAUUUUCUCUCUACUCUCACGCUGGAGCUGGAUACAAGUUCUGGGCUGGCCUCUGCUGCCUGCCUCCAUACCCAGGCCACAGAUGAGCAUUUCCCCUUCCUCCUUGCUCGCUUGCUUGCUUGUAGGAUUCUCACGAUGACCAAUCGGGAGCUUCUCCUACACAGUCUUGAGAACAGCCCUGUUGGAUGGGAAGAGUGCCUUUCACCCUUUCCCUGCAGUCUAAGUUCCAAGUAAGUUAAUGCUGGAGAUGGAAGUCUGGAAUACCGGUUUGGGUGGGGAGGCAGUGUGCAAGAGGAGGUCGUCUUCUCCCUUGCCAUUUCUCAGGCAGAAACGGUACCCUCCUGGCCCCACUUUGCAAAGGUGGUGGUGGAACGGGUACUUCUGCCCUCAGUGUCCAGCCUAUAAAGCAGGGGUAGGACAGCCUGGCUUUCCAGCUGUUGCUAAACUACAAUGCCCAUCAUCCCUAGCCACAACUUAUGGUGGCUGGGGUUGAUGGGAGUUGUAGUUCAACAACAGCUGGAGACCCAAGGUUGCCGACUAUAGAGAAUCCCAGUGGGUGAGCCUGUCUUUCAGCAUUCACUGGAAGGGAGAAAGCAUUGAGCUCACUCGGAGAAGAGCAGAGGAGCCCCCCACCCCCACCCCAUGAUCAAAGGGGCCAAAUCUAAGUUGACGCGAGAAACACAAAAGCAACACAUUUGCAGGAGUCAACAUCUUGUUUACUGAAGUUUGUAAAGAUUUUGUUUUUAAAAUAAAGCUAUUAACACAAAACCAAUAA
Molecule: messenger RNA, 3935 nt
Organism: Hemicordylus capensis (graceful crag lizard)
Lineage: Eukaryota; Metazoa; Chordata; Lepidosauria; Squamata; Cordylidae
Gene: R3HCC1
Product: R3H domain and coiled-coil containing 1
Exons: 9
Coding region: 1-2367 (788 amino acids)
Molecular function (GO): nucleic acid binding
Source: RefSeq, a predicted model, not a curated record